CAAUCCGCUCCCGUGCAUGAAGCUGUUUGCACAAAAGCACACAUACUGACCCCUUCCACCCUGGGCUGCCUCUAGCUUGCAUUCGACCCUCCUCGCUUGUCGGUCGACGCCUUUUGUAUUUGCAUCAGCCGCCGUCCACAUUCCCCGAGUAGGGAAUUCCAGGAGCCGCAGCAGUUUCCUUUCGCACACCUACCGCAGUCUGGAAAUCUCCAGUCACCGUUGUUGUUGUUUUUGUUGUCCCGCGCUCACUCUUUUUUUAACAAUGUCCGGACGAGCAGAAUGGCUCAUUCAGGGAGGUUGAAGCCAAGGAACUCUGUUGGGUCAGUGAUGAAAUGCUGCUUUUUUUAUACUGCAAGUCGUUUCUGAAGAUGGAUUGCCUACUGUGAAGCCAUUCAGAGCAACUCGUAUUUGGUGCAACAUCAUUAUUGCCCUUCAGUCAGAAGUGGAGGUGAAACGGCGCAGACACCAUCUGAGACAUCAUGAUGACUGCUUCCUUGGCUCUGAUGCAGUGGAUCUCAUUCUGAGUCACCUUCUGCAGAAUCACUAUUUUGGUGAGGCCGAAAUCUCUCGGUCAAAAGUACUGCGGCUCUGUCAGGCUUUGAUGGAUAAUAAGGUGUUUGAAGCAGUUGGCACAAAGCUUUUUGGCAAAGAUAAAGAAUCUACUUUUGAGGACAGUAGCUGCAGUUUGUACAGAUUUACCACAAUGCAUAGAUGGGUUGAUGUUGUGAAUGAAUGCCAGGCUCCCAGCCCAGCGUUCAAUGGAUCAUGGAGGAGGAAAGAACCAGUUCAUUUUUCCACAUGUACAGAUACCAGCCCUCCUGACAGCUCUUUAGAAGAACUACUCUGUAAUUUGAGUUUAAAACCUGUAACUUUAUCUCACAAUGAAACAUCACAAUUACCUCAGACAGUAGUUGAUGAGAUAUGGCAGGAACAAACAAUUUUACGUCUGCUACAGCUGAUUGAACUCCCAGUCUUGGACUCUCUAUUGGAUAGAAAAGAGCAUCAGCCAAAACCACAGAAUUUGAGCACUAACUCUCAUGCCAUUCCAAACAACCUUCUGGACCGGGAAAUCCUAAAGGCCUUUGGCGAUUCUCAGGGAGAUGAUUGGCUGUCAUCUGCAAUUGAUUUAUCGGAGUUCCUCCCAGAUCUCACGGUGGUGGAGAUCAGUAGGAAUCUUCCGGAAUCGUCUUCUGAUGUCGACCAGUGCAAAAUGCUGCUUUUUGAUCCCAUUGCUAAGUAUUACCAACAAACCAAAGAGCCUCUCCUCACCAAUGACUACUUUGACAUUCACACAGGCGUUGCAGAGCUCCUUGUAAAUGGGAAGUUUGAACCAGCACUGGAGGCAACACAGCUAUGUCUAAAGCUUCUGGAUUCCAAGAAUCGGGAAGAGCUGAGGAGGCUGUUGCAUUUCAUGGCUGUUACCGCACAGCGUUCAUCCAUUGCCUUACAGAAGGGGGUUGAGAAUAGAAUUUUGAUGAAGAGGACUUUCGGUAAAGCCAUAGUUUUUAAUAAGAACCUUCCAAAAGGGAAAGCUGAUCUCUUGGUUUUGUUCCUCCUUGAUCAUCAGAAAGAUGUAUUUAAGGUCCCAGGGUCAUUGCACAAAAUGGUGAGUGAGAAACUGAUGUUCAUUCAAAGUGGUGGAGAUCCAGACCAUGAUAUAGGGCACACUUACUGUGAAAGACUUACUUAUGCUGCGUGUGAAAGCAAUAUGCAGAAGACUACCAGGAAUGAGCUUUUACUGCUACUUAAAGCCAUUGACGAAAACCCCAAGCUGUCUGCCAAAGAGAAAAAGAAAGUCCUCGCUCGGUUCAACAGGAGUCAUCCAGCUGUAUUUUUUCAAUACUACUACAAUGCAUUAAGGAAACCAUAAUCUUGUCCAGCUGCAGUGUAAUGUAUUGAUGUGUAUUACUGUAAGUUAAUUGUAAAACCAAUUAAGUUGAAGAUUUUAUAUAAGAUUGCAAUGAAUAAACUUUCAAAUUUC
Messenger RNA from Carcharodon carcharias (great white shark), 1981 nucleotides. It is a transcript of the gene depdc7a, whose product is annotated as DEP domain containing 7, paralog a. Gene Ontology annotation, biological process: intracellular signal transduction. The record is from RefSeq and is a predicted model, not a curated record. The transcript has 10 exons. The coding region runs from base 602 to 1870 and encodes 422 amino acids. NCBI's taxonomy places the organism in Eukaryota, Metazoa, Chordata, Chondrichthyes, Lamniformes, Lamnidae.